Messenger RNA from Daldinia decipiens, 1612 nucleotides. RefSeq lists its product as uncharacterized. Lineage: Eukaryota; Fungi; Ascomycota; Sordariomycetes; Xylariales; Hypoxylaceae. The transcript has a single exon. The record is from RefSeq and is a predicted model, not a curated record. Bases 346 to 1419 code for a protein of 357 amino acids.
CUUACGCUAAUGUACCUACCUACCUGUAGCUUAAUGCGGGGUAUGUCCCUUUUUAAACUUUAGCUUCGAUGUCAUUGGCUUAGCCUUAUAUACAUGUAUACCUAUAAUGUCUCUUAAUAUUCUCUCGCCUUUUGUUACCUACAUAAUAUUCUAACUUCCAAAAUAUUACAACUUCACAAAGCUACCUGGUACGUAGUAAUUGCUUGCGGCAAGAGAACCCAUACAUUCGAUUCGAAGCUUAAUUUAGUCGAUUCCGAACUAUAAAGUACUUCGGAUGCUGAACCAAUGGCAUUGAUUUAGAAUGAUCACCUAUACGAUCAACCCAAUACAUCUACAAGUUCACUUAUGAGUUCAUCUACGAGUUCGCUAGACUCCGAGUCAUCGGAAACAUCUGUUUCACAUAUCCUCUUCUCUAAAUUCCAGGAGUUACCGCCAGAGUUACGGCAUCAGAUCUGGCACAUGGCUCUUCCCACACCUGGCAUCAACUUUUUCAACGUCCAUUGUAUACCUAACGAUCAUCCCGGUGCUAAUCAAAGUACCUCCCCUUCUUGGCUGUACCUGGACCUGAGACGUCUAUCUAUCGAUGAUGAUGAUGGAACAGUCUCCCAGUACGAUCCUUCGGCAUGGCAGGCUCGGGAGAUGCUACGUCGCGUUUGUCGAGAAGCCCGUGAUGUGUGUUCUCUCUCUCCAGCCGAGGCCGCUACUAUCACACUUACUCGCCCUCGUCGCGGUCUAUUUGUGAGAGCGGCAGAUGGUCAGCUACGGGAACUGCUUCCUGUGCGUUAUCGCUCUAGUUUUAAGCGACGAACCGAUCGUCUGGAACCAUUGGAGCGCCGGUUGGUCCGUGUUCAUGUCGACGACGUGCUCUGUCUCUCCGUCGAGAACUGUAGCUUCAACCUCCCGUUUGAGGAGAUACCCGUCACUAGCAGCGAUGGAUUUUCCCCUUACGGUGGUGGCUUAUCAGAUGAUGAUGAGGAUGAGUUGGGAUGGGCCUACGACCCGCAGCUAACACCUUCCCUACCGUCUACCAUCAGGCGUUCAAGAGUGUGUGUUGAGAUGGCUCGCGGCGAUCGGAUCGCUCUCCAAGGUGUUAAUGAGGCUCUCCGAGAUAUGAUAUCAUUCUCCCAGAACCGGAAUGCGCAGCCGGGGGAGAUGUUAGAUCAGGUGCCCUUAGUCAUGUUUGACGCGCUGAAACAGGAGCUGGGUCAAUAUCGCGUCGAGGAGCUUACCCCUUGGGAUGAGGCGUUCUCGGAUCGCUACGGAGACCGCUACGUUGCACUUCCGUGGAGCUCGACAGACCUCCUACUUGCCGAGUAUAAGCUUACCAAGGUAUGGCCCGAGACUAAUGAUAUUCGGCUCCGAUACUUGCGGUCCGCGAUACUGCAGUCACCAAAGAGGCCUGCUAAUCGCCCGUCUUGAAACGUCAUCAAUCAUGUAUGUGCUUCAGAAGGUUUAAACGGUAAGGUUAUUCACCUUACCAUAUGCCAAACGUCAAACUAUCAGCAGGUAGACACGGGGUGGAUUUAAAUAAUGAAAACCCUAUAGAAGACUUUUGUAACGUUUUGCUCGCAUUCCAAGUCCCUUUAAAAAUAACGGCGCCUUCGUAGAUAGA